Messenger RNA from Mesitornis unicolor (brown roatelo), 5178 nucleotides. RefSeq names its product poly [ADP-ribose] polymerase 14-like. The record is from RefSeq and is a predicted model, not a curated record. Gene Ontology annotation, molecular function: transcription corepressor activity; NAD+ poly-ADP-ribosyltransferase activity. Gene Ontology annotation, biological process: negative regulation of gene expression. NCBI's taxonomy places the organism in Eukaryota, Metazoa, Chordata, Aves, Mesitornithiformes, Mesitornithidae. Bases 1 to 5178 code for a protein of 1725 amino acids. Gene Ontology annotation, cellular component: nucleus; cytoplasm. The transcript is spliced from 15 exons.
AUGUACUUUGAAAAUAAAAAGAAAUCUGGUGGAGGGGCCAUCUUGUCCUGCGUCAGAGUGGGUCAGGAAAUGAUCAUCACCUUUGAGGAUGAGAAAGAUGCCCAAGAAGUUUUGCAAAGGAAGCAUCACUCGGUGAAGAAAAUUGAUCUGUUUGUGAAGCCCUGGCAAGUGGAGGACUCUCAAGGAUCCCUGCCUUCCAACGUAGUUGUGCUUGAAAAUGUGCAGGAGACAGUGAAAGACUGCAUGUUAAUUAUGCUGGUAGAGAACAUUAGUGGCUUGUCAGAGGAUGAUGGCGAUUUCAGUGUGGAAAUGAUACCUGAAAUAUGUGCUGCUGCUGUUACUUUUACAGGAAAUACUGAUGCAGGGGAAUUUGCUAAAAAGCUUAAUCAAAACCACAGAGCAAAGCAACAAAAUAUUACUGCACGGUGCCUUGAACCAACAAGAAGUGUUAGGGCUGAAAAUAUACCACCUAACACACCCAGUGACUAUAUAACCGUUUACUUUGAAAACAAGAAGAAUGGAGGUGCACAAGUGGUGGAUGUUCAGCAGCUGCCCAGUGAAGAUGCAGCUAUCAUUACAUUCAAUGACUAUAAAGAUGUAACCAGUAUCUUGGCAAAGCAGCAUUCACUCAACAAAACACCAAUCUAUGUCUAUCCUUACUAUGUCUCACUGGGAACAGCUCUGUAUGGAAAGGAAGGGCCACAAAUAAAGCAGCCAGAUCCAAUUACAGUGCCUCUGGAUCCAUAUAUCUGGCGAUACUUGCAGAUAAAUAAUAGGCUAACUGAGGCAAUAAGUUGUGAAAUGGCAAAAUGUAAUUGUGAGCUGACAUGGCCUGGACCCCAGUGUGCAGACCCAGAAGUUACCUUGCGUCCUUCAGUUGCUUUGUCCGAGCAGAAGAGAUUGGUGUCUCGGUUGAUCAAGACAUGGAAUGAAAAUGUUUCCACAGCGUUUGCACUUAGUUUGUCAAAUUACAAAGCAAUUCAAUGUCGAGUAAGUGCAGAGGUGUGGGAAGCCAUUAGAAACAGCUUUAUCCCCGAUGAAGUUCUGAUAAUCCGUGGUAUUUCCACGGAUUUACUUGUUCUAGUAGGUGAAAAGAAAGUUGUGGAGAAUGCUGAACCAGAACUGAGGUUUCUGAUAGAAAAGGCCAGCAGAGAAAUUGAAAGAGAAAAGCAAAGAACUGAAGAGGUGAUGGUAAUAGGUGCAGGGGAAUAUGCAAUUUUACAGAGUACUGGUCUUGAAGAAAAAAUUCACACAGAGUUCCCAGCCCUGCAGGUAUCUUACGAUCAUUUGCAGACGAUCAUUCAUCUGUGUGGAGUGCCUGAGGAAGUCUAUAAAGUAAAAGGGGAAAUACUAGAUAAUAUACGGAAAAUAACAAAGAAAACAGUUAGUGUCCACCCUUAUAUUUACCAGUUUUUAGAGCAUAUUGACAAUGAAACCCUGUCACAGAGCCUGUUUAUGUCAAAACAAAUUAAUGCCUUUUAUGAGCUUGACGCAGAAGCUAUCAUCUUGAAAGGGAGUGGUCCUGAAGAUCUCCUAAAAGCAGAAGAAGAAAUAAAGAAGGAACUGGGCUACAAAAGCAUUGCUUUGGAGGAUGAGUCAGUCCUCCAGAAGAAGGAAUGGUGCAUGCUCACCGAUCAAAACUGUUCUAAUGAAGCCGUAACGGUCACUCAGGCAGAGGGUCAGGUCAUCAUUGCUGGCUGUUCUCAAGCAGUAGCAAAAACCUUUGAGGAGCUCUCUAACUUUAUAGAUGAAAACACGCAAGUACAAAAGGUCAUAGAUGGAAAGCCCAAGGUGGUCAUACUCUUUUUUGAGAAAGAGAAGACCAAUGUUUGGGGUGACUUACAGAAUAAAGGUGUGAAAGUUGACUUUAGCACACAGAACAGAUGUAGAGUCAUAUCUUUGAGUGGGUCGAGAAGAGAAGUGCUGAAAGGAGCCGUCUUAGUUGAGCAGAUUCUGUCUGGCCUGCAUUAUAAGCGUGUGGUCAUCAGAGAGCCAGGAGCCAAGUCGUAUUUCAAAGAGCGAGAACCUUUUUUUGCCGCCAGCGCGAAACAAGAUUUUAAUUGCCUGGUCAGGCUGGAAGAGCAGUCGGAAGGACAGCAAGAACAGAGAAAUACACGCACACUCUAUAGGCCGGUGACCAUAGGUGGAACUGUAAUAACCAUUUAUGAAGGUGACUUGUGCGCUCAUCCUGUUGACGUUGUGGUAAAUGCAUCUAAUGAAAACUUAAAACACACCAGUGGCCUUGCUGAGGCACUAUUAAAAGCGGCUGGACCAGAGCUGCAACAGGAGUGUGACGAACUGGUGAGGAAGAACGGGAAAUUGCAGCCGGGGUGUGCAGUGAUCACCAGUGCUGGGAAACUCCCCUGCAAGAACAUCAUCCAUGCUGUUGGGCCCAGGUGGGCGAAGAAUGAAGCAGAAAAGUGUGUGUUCUUGUUAAAAAAGACGGUGAAGAAAAGUCUACAACUAGCCGAAACAUACAAUCAUCGUUCUAUAGCUCUGCCUGCUAUAAGUGGAGGGAUUUUUGGCUUCCCGCUGCAGACGUGUGCAGAUUCAAUUGUAUCCUCCAUCAAGGAGACCCUGGAGGAAUCCAUGGGACACAGCAGCUUGAAGGAGGUUCAUCUUGUGGAUAUUGCACAGAAUAACACUUUGGCUUUCAGCAAGGCACUGAGAAAAACAUUUUCGGGUUAUUCACCUUUUAGCAGUUCACCACUCCAGACGAGUACAGUUCAUCAGCCUAGGAAAAGCAUAAUUUCUCAAAAUAGCAAGAACUUCCCAUUGGUAACAACUGAGGAAGGCCUUUAUAUCAUGGUGGAAAAAGGAACUAUUGAAGAUGCCACAACAGACGUCGUUGUCAUCAGUGUCCCCAAAGAUCUCCAGCUUGAUAAAGGGCCACUCUCUAAAGCUUUACUAAGCAAAGCAGGGCCAAUGCUUCAGAUGGGCUUAAAAGAAGAAGGCCUAGGAAAAACACUCGAGGAAGGAUCUGUGUUGAAAACGAGAGGUUACAAUCUAGGUUGCAGAGUUGUGCUUCAUGCUGUCUUACCUGCAUGGUCCCAGAAACAAAUAUCUUCAAAGGUCUUGAAUGAUGUCAUCACAAAAUGCCUGCAGAUUGCUGAGGAACUGUCUUUAAAGUCAAUUACUUUCCCAGCGAUUGGGACGGGGAUUUUAGGAUUCCCAAGGUCUUUUGUUGCUAAAUUACUGUUUGACAAAGUGUUUGAAUUCAGUAGUACAAACAGAGUAAAUUCUCUUGAGGAAGUUCACUUUCUGUUGCAUCCAAAAGACACUGCUAAUAUUCAGGUGUUUUCAGAUGAACUUGAGAACAGAUGUGGAAAUACUGUAGAUGUUAAAGUACAGGAGACUUCUCUGAAUAAGGCUAGCCAAGGCACAGCUUUCUCUGGUACCUCUUCAGCCCCAGCACAGAACGCACAUGAAGUGACAAUCGGCUCCGUUGUGUUCCAAGUGGCGGAAGGCGAUAUUACCAAGGAACAGGGAGAUGUCAUUGUAAACAUAACAAACCAAACCUUCAGCCUCAAAAGAGGUGUCUCUAGAGCAAUUCUGAGUGGUGCUGGAAAAGCAGUGGAAGAUGAAUGUACUCAACUAGCCUCACAACGUAGCAAGAAUUAUAUCACCACCCAAGCAGGAAGCCUGCCAUGCAAAAAAAUAAUUCAUUUUAUUGCCCAAGAUGAUAUCAAGAUGCUAGUCUCCGAAGUGCUUCAGGAGUGUGAACUGCAGCAGUACACCUCUGUCACCUUCCCAGCAAUUGGAACAGGUGAGGCAGGUCGGGAUCCAGCUGUAGUAGCUGACAACAUCAUACAGGCAGUAACUGACUUUGCAAGAAAUAACUCUGCUCCAUCUGUGAAAACUGUUAAAGUUGUCAUCUUUCAGCCACAUCUGCUGAGUGUGUUCCUUACAAGCAUGCAGAAAAGAGAAAGUCGGGCUAAAACAGCAGCCAAAUCGUUGUUUUCCAAGUUAACAUCACUCUGGGGCUCUGAGAAACGUUCCCCAAAGGAAGAAAAAAAAGCAGUUUUGGAGAAGAAAAUCGAUAUGACUGUUUUGCAAAUUUGUGGUGAAAACAAAAAGAAAGUGGAAGAAGCUGAAUCAUGGUUGAAAAAUGCAAUUUUAAAGGAACAGAAUCAAGCAGAAAUCACAGACGAGUCUAUCUUGCAUUUCGGCGAUGUGGAAAUUGAGGAACUGCAUGACCUAGAAAUGAGAUUAAAAAUUGCUCUUUAUUUGGAUAAUAGCAGUAUUCGAAUUUCAGGUGUUGCAAAAGAUGUCUGGAUUGCUUAUGCAGCUGUUCAACAAAUGAUCCACAGGGUAAAAGCUGCUAAGCAGGAAGAGGUGAGGGCAGAACUUUUGCAAAACUUAGUUGAGUGGAAAUAUUUUGAAAAGGAUUCCUAUGUGCCCUUCGAUAGUCUCACAAAUAUGCACUUGGAAAGUGCUUUUGCGAGAAAGGAGAAAGAUACUUCAGUCACCAUUAAUGGGAAAAAAUACACAGUGAAUAUGGGCGCCAGAUACGCUGUGGAUAACCAAGGAAAACGUACAUCCAUUAGACGUGUUGAUAAAUCUGAAGAUCAAGAGUCAACAGUGCUCCCUGCAACGUGGGAAGAUAUGCAAAACCAGCGACUCAAAAUAGUGGAACUAAAACCAGAAACAGGAGAAUAUAGAGAUGUGCAGGAAAGGUUUCUGAAGACUUGUCCAUCAUUAAAAAUUGAAAAGAUUGAAAGGGUACAGAACCCGUAUUUUUGGAAGGCCUACCAAAUAAAAAAGCGUGAAAUGGAUAAUAAAAAUGGCAACAGAAAUAAUGAGAGGCUUCUGUUUCAUGGGACAAGUAAGGAGUCGUUAACCUUAAUUAACAACAGGGGAUUUAACCGGAGCUAUGCUGGAAUACACGCUGCAAACUUUGGAAAUGGAACGUACUUUGCCGUUAACGCAAAGUAUUCUGCCAGCGAUGUCUACUCUAAACCGGAUGCGAAUGGGAAGAAGUACAUGUACUUGGCUCGAGUCCUUGUUGGAGAAUAUUCUCAGGGGACAAAAGGAUCCAUUACUCCAGCAGCAAAAAACGCCAGUAACUCUGUCGAUUUGUUUGAUAGUUCAACUGAUGAUGUCAGCAAUCCAUCCAUGUUCAUCAUAUUCAAUGACAUUCAAGCUUACCCAGAAUACCUUAUCACUUUCACUAGAUAA